This is a messenger RNA of Cantharellus anzutake, 2070 nucleotides long. RefSeq lists its product as uncharacterized. Lineage: Eukaryota; Fungi; Basidiomycota; Agaricomycetes; Cantharellales; Hydnaceae. Bases 1 to 1791 code for a protein of 596 amino acids. Gene Ontology annotation, biological process: negative regulation of silent mating-type cassette heterochromatin formation; negative regulation of rDNA heterochromatin formation. Gene Ontology annotation, cellular component: Rpd3L complex; Rpd3L-Expanded complex. The record is from RefSeq and is a predicted model, not a curated record. The transcript is spliced from 7 exons.
AUGCCCCCCAAGGGCAGCACCCGGCGUUCGAAUCGUGCGCCCAAAGCGUCCAAGGACGAUGAAUUUCCCAAAUCACGAAGAAGCGGUAGCCACAAAGCCCGCGCUGACUCAAGUCAUUUAGAGGACACUAGAUCAUCUCAAAGGGCAAGUAAAAAUGGCGCCGAGGUCUCCCCACUCGAAGAUCCGACGAGGGAAGAAGACGAAGAGGACUCAGGAGUGACUCGAUGUGUCUGCGACGAAGCUGAGACAGAAACUAAGGAAAUGGGAUUCAUGGUCCAGUGUGAACAAUGCAACGUCUGGCAACAUGGGAUUUGUAUGGGUAUCGAACGGGAAGAAGAUUGUCCGGAGAAAUAUUACUGUGAGGAAUGUCGACCAGAUCUUCAUACGGCGCUUCUUGAGGAACUUGAACGCCGCGCGAAGGCAGCAUCACGACGUGACGCAAAAAAGGCUAAGAGCCUGUCUAGUUCACGAACAUCUCGGUCUAUAUCACCUGAUGGACGUCGCUUGCCCAUGCACAGGUCACCUAAGAGACGCAAUACGAUGAACAGCCGUGACACGGAUGUUGAGAUGAACCGUGUCCUUGAUAUGUCGCGCAAGGAAGCGGAGCGCUCUGGUGCGCUACCUGAGGUGGAGGUCGACACUAAUGAUGGACGCCGGAAACGUAAGCGCGGUGCAGACGCGGGAGAUUCAGUUGAUAAUCCAGAGUCGACUCCUUCGGACCAGGCCAAUGGCAAUGGUGAUAGCUCGCGCGGAAGAGGUGCGAAGACCGGGAACAGCACCCCAGUUGACACCACGGAUUCCAAUCAAGGAGGCCGCAAUCGUCGAUCCUCUAGGAAAGAGAAAGAACAAAGCUUAGAUGUGGAUGGUAAAGUGAAACACCCUAAUCAAUACACAUAUCGAGUCCCGAAGCUAGUGACUGCAGUCACUUCCCCUACAAAGCAUGGGAAGAGUGACAGGCAUGACCAUGGUACUCGCCGCAAUCUCCCCCAACAAUCUCGGGGAUGGUCACCAUCUCCUGUCCCUGUCUCGUACAAUAUCCCUGACCAUUUUUCCCACCUUGCUCGACUCCUUCCACACCCAACCCCCCAAGGCAUCAAUGUUCGCGUAGGCCCUGAGGAAGACAACCGUGUACUCGAAAGGGGCGUUAAAGUGCGCUGGCCACCGAAGCGCACAACCAUCGGGGAGAUGAGACGUCGCGUUCGCGGCAUGAUGGAAUACGUCGCUAGAGCACAGCUAGAAGCCGGUGAGCGAGAGCGGAGGGUUGAGAUGCUGAAAGCCGCGUUGGCAAACAGUCAACCCACUCGGGCCUCUCCGGUUCCGGGAUUGGCGACUUCCACUGUGGAUUCGCAGAGUGAGAGGAGGGCGAUCCCUCCAGCGACGGACCGAUCACCAGUGGGUCGCGAAAGUCCGAAAGAGAAGAGUGAUGACGCCAUACUUGCUCGAAGCGCGGGAGAUGCCACAAAAGGAAAUAAUACAAAAUCCGGUGCCACCAAUGCUUUCACCAAAAUCGGGGGCGAUGAACCUAGCACACCAACACCACCCGAUAACGUUACCGCUGCUAUGGCCCUUGCCUCUGAAGCUGAAGGUACUCCGACCCCUGUGCCUACAGCCCUAAAGAUUAGUACUCCUAAACCGAAUGAACCAACAGCAAUGCAACUCCUAGAUCAACUUACAAGAGAUCUUAUCGACUUUCAGGAGCGGUUUGGCGCAGGGAGAGAAGGGAAGGUUUACAGAGACCGGACAGAGAGGGAGCGCAGAACCAGAGCUGCGGUUGAUGUAGACAUUUUCUGACUUCACUGAUAGUUGGACUUUGAUUUAUCUUUAACUCACGGUCUGUGGUUUCUCUGUAUUUACCCCUUGGUUCUUUUGUAGCAUCAUUGCCACCUGUUAAUUGGACGUGGCCGCACAUGUUUCGUUGAGGUCAUGGACAACCUAAACGCGGCCAUUUCUCAAGUACUCAUUGUAGUUGGCUCGGGCGCAUGCAUUCGAUCACAGAAUGACAACGGUGAUAGACAAUGCACUGCCUGCACUCGCACACGCUCGCACCUUCAUCAGGUACAGCGCGCUUCC